AGAUUCUUGUCGGUGGAGACAUUUGCAAUUCUGCUCAAGUGUAUAAGAUCUAGUAGAAGCGAAGAGAAAAAUGCAGCAGUCUCUAUAAUGUCAAGUAUCGCCAGUAGAACUGGGAUAUGUCUAAUUAAUCAAACCGAUCUGAAUAUUCUCCUAGAUCUUUACAAUAAUUCAGACCUGGACGAGGAGUUGGGAAAGAUAUUCAUGAGAUCUGUAUCGAAUGCUGUCGAGUUAAAAACUGAAAUUUCAGAAUAUACUUCAAGCAGUGUAUCACAGGAAUCUGUAGACAAACUUCUUGAUUCUCUGAUGGCGGGAGAUCUAGAUUUGAAAUCUCAGACUGAGAAUAUGAUGGUCGAGGACGAGGUUGAGGAAACCAUCAGUCCCUUCAUCAUCUCCCUCAUCGAGGCCGAGAAUGUUCCCGAGCUGAGGACUCUCGUGGAGAACCUCCUUCAGUGUUUGAUCAUCCUCCACCCGGGACAGACCGUCCUCCGCCAGAUUCUCGAGGUUAAAUCCCACCUUCUCUCCCCCGGCGUCAUGAAGAUGGUUGCCAGCCUCUCUGGAAAAUUAACAGAGAAAAAGUUGAAAAAUCAUCUGGUGUUUCUCACUCCAGACGUGGCAAAGCUCUCACCAGAUCUCAGCGUUGUUUACGCAACAAAACUUGUUAUGUACUGCAAACUAAACGAGGCUAGAAUAGACGACCUGGUCCAGUUCCUUUCCGACCUCCCUGAUUGUAAAUUUGUACUGUCCCGGGUUUUUAAUGAAUCCUUGUACAAGGAUUUUUCUCCCUACAGUAAUGUUCAUACUAAACUAGUUCUCACCCUGCUCGGUUUAUCACAGCAGUGUAAUCUACCCCUGGAGAAGUUUACAGAUCAGAUUACCCGCCAAACCCUGGUUCAACUUGAACAAGCAGAGGUUAAACUAGAGGGGCAGGCGGUUAAAGAAACCUUUAAAAAUUUACAGUUCAAAAUCUCAGAUUUGGCUCAGCUGCUACUGAAAUGUACUGAAACAGGACUAACCCAGUUUCUAACUGAAGAAAAGGAAUUGACCUUGAAAGGUGUAAUUCUGUCUUCCCUACUGUGCGCUGCAGGUAAUCGGAAGAAAACUGUUCAAAACUCUACAGUCAAUGUGCCAGACGCUCAACCCGCUGUCCUCCAACUGUCAGGUUCCACAGUGGAGAAGCUGUCUGUAAUUGUGGAGUUCAUCUUGGGAGACAGUAGCAGCACCAGCUGCUGUUCUGACAUAGCGAGCAGCUUCUUUGGGUUCAUUACAGCUCACCCAAAGCUGUCCGUUCAUCUGUCCAACAACCUGUUUUUUAUUUCUCUAACCAAUCUGUCACGUGAUAAGGCAGAGUUACGUGAUGAAUCGGAGUCACGUGAUGUAUAUAUUCGGUUAAUCUGUCAUCUCGUCAAACAUUCAGAAAAGAUUUUAACUGCUUUCUCAGAUUGGCUGGGGCAGAAGAAAACCAAUUUUGAGAGUCAGGAUGUUUUACUUAUUGUAGAUGGUCUUAUUAAACAGGGUAUGCUAGAUCAGCUGGCAGAGGAGAAGAAACUUGUUAAAUCCAUCCUCAAGCAGAUUAUCAGCUCAGCUGAGUUCUACCUGUUCCAACCUCUCCCGGAUAUUCCCGUUAAACCCUUCUCCGUCCUCGUCUCCGUCCUGCAGGAUCUCCGCCCCGUCCUUACCUCCUCCAAGUCAAUCUCCGCCGUUGGAAAGCUGUUCUCCGAGGUGAAGGAUACCCUGAAGAGGAUAAGGGAGAACAAGGAGUUAAAAACCAGGAUUGUGAGCCUUAGUAUUGAGUUUAGUUUCUCCCUUCUCUCCGUCCUCCAGGGAGGGGAGAACCUCGGGAAGAAGGACAUCAUGAGCUUCGUCCUUGUUCCUUGUGUCGAGUUCGUGGCGGAGAAUUUAAAGAUGUCCGCGGAUUUACAUCAGGGUGAACUGGAGCGUAUCUGUAAGAUCGGAGUAGAGACGGCUCAUACACAGACUAGGGCAGCAAUAGAGAAUUAUCUUAAGUAAGUAAAUGUCGUCUUCCACACCAGA
This is a messenger RNA of Eurytemora carolleeae, 2031 nucleotides long. RefSeq lists its product as uncharacterized. Bases 88 to 2007 code for a protein of 639 amino acids. The record is from RefSeq and is a predicted model, not a curated record. Lineage: Eukaryota; Metazoa; Arthropoda; Copepoda; Calanoida; Temoridae. The transcript is spliced from 11 exons.